This is a messenger RNA of Vigna unguiculata (cowpea), 848 nucleotides long. Its product is annotated as transcription factor-like protein. Gene Ontology annotation, biological process: DNA-templated transcription. Gene Ontology annotation, molecular function: sequence-specific DNA binding. NCBI's taxonomy places the organism in Eukaryota, Viridiplantae, Streptophyta, Magnoliopsida, Fabales, Fabaceae. The record is from RefSeq and is a predicted model, not a curated record.
AAAGCCAAAUUCACAAACCCAAACCCAAAAGAGUUUCGCCAUGACUUCUUUCACCAGCUUCUACAAAUUUUGGUUCCUGCAGUUGAAGAUCAUGGUGAAGGAUCUGAAGGAGGAGCACAGUCAUGAAGGCAUGGAGAAGGUGCUGAGACACCACGGAGAAUACUACAAAGAAAAAUGGAUUGCGAUGAACAAGGAUCCUCUCAGCAUGUUCACCUCGCCGUGGAACACCAACCUUGAACGCUCCCUCCACUGGAUCACAGGGUGGCGCCCCACCACCGCCUUCCACCUCAUCUACACCGAGUCUUCUCUCCUCUUUGAGACUCACAUCAUCGAUAUCCUCCAUGGCCUCCGCACCGGAGACCUCGGCGAUCUCAACCCCUCCCAGUUUCGUUACAUGAGCGAUCUUCAGUGUGAUACUGUGAGAGAGGAGAAUGAGAUUACUGAAGGGUUAUCAGAGUGGCAGAACAGUGCGAGCGAGAUGAUGGGUUGUGAGAUGGAGAUGAAGGAGAAGAUCAGAGAGCUGAUACUUAUCAUAAAGAGAGCAGAUGAUCUACGGCUGAAAACGCUGCAGGGUGUGGUGAGGUUGCUUUCAAGGCAGCAGGCUAUGGAAUUCUUGAUUGCCUCAGGAGAGUUACUCAUUGGGAUUCACAAUUGGGGACUCAUUCACGACUCAAGAAGAAAUUGACUUCUUAGGUCACAAUUUCCCUUUUGCUUUUCAAAUUUCAUCAGCUUUUAUCACUCUAUGGAACAAAAUUUAAACUUAUGUGCCAUAAAUUCACAUGCAGUCAGACUAUAUAAGACUUAAAUUCCAUGUGUUGCUUAAUAAUAUGGGGUGCUAUUUUCUUAUA